Messenger RNA from Salvelinus fontinalis (brook trout), 5552 nucleotides. RefSeq names its product unconventional myosin-Ib-like. NCBI's taxonomy places the organism in Eukaryota, Metazoa, Chordata, Actinopteri, Salmoniformes, Salmonidae. Gene Ontology annotation, biological process: vesicle transport along actin filament; actin filament organization. The coding region runs from base 328 to 3828 and encodes 1166 amino acids. The record is from RefSeq and is a predicted model, not a curated record. Gene Ontology annotation, molecular function: microfilament motor activity; ATP binding; actin filament binding. Gene Ontology annotation, cellular component: plasma membrane; vesicle; myosin complex. The transcript has 32 exons.
AUCUGAGAAUUUAGGACGUUUUUUUUAUCUCGCUCUCUUACUGGUGGUGAUUAACGUUGAAGGACGCCUAGCAGCACUUUGUGCAGCCAGCCGCUCCCUAUGCCCGUGGACCCGUAGUCCUUAUCCACCUCAGUGCUCAAGUGGAAGUCCUCCUAGCCGGAUGAGAGACGCGUCCAGGCACGUUCACAACGCAGAUAACUAAAAAAGACAACGGGAAUAGAGGAGCCUCUUUUCAAUUGAAGGGAUAUUCCCGGGAUUCUUCACUUUCCUCCAGAGUGGAUUAAGGGACAACAUUUCCAAUUCAGAGGGGGGAUUGCUGAUUCCAAAAUGGAGGUGAAGACGUCACUUCUAGACAACAUGAUAGGGGUGGGGGACAUGGUCCUGCUAGAACCCCUCAACGAAGACUCCUUCAUCGAGAACCUGAGAAAACGCUUCGACCACAAUGAGAUCUACACAUACAUCGGCAGUGUGGUGAUCUCCAUGAACCCAUACAGGUCUUUGCCUAUCUUCACACCAGAGAAGGUGGAGGAGUAUCGCAACAGGAACUUCUACGAGCUCAGCCCACACAUCUAUGCUCUGGCAGACGAGGCCUACCGUUCUCUGAGGGACCAGGAUAAAGACCAGUGUAUCCUCAUCACAGGAGAGAGUGGAGCUGGAAAGACCGAGGCCAGUAAGCUGGUGAUGUCAUAUGUGGCGGCGGUGUGUGGGAAGGGCCAGGAGGUGAACAAGGUGAAGGAGCAGCUGCUGCAGUCAAAUCCCGUGCUGGAGGCUUUCGGGAAUGCUAAAACUGUGAGAAAUGACAACUCAUCCCGAUUUGGAAAAUACAUGGACAUUGAGUUUGACUUCAAAGGAGACCCUCUGGGUGGAGUUAUUAGCAACUAUUUGUUGGAGAAGUCCAGGGUUUGCAAGCAGCCAAGAGGAGAGAGAAACUUCCACAUCUUCUACCAGCUUCUUUCUGGAGCUUCAGGUGACACCCUGAUGAAGCUGAAGUUGGACAGAGACUUCAGUAAGUACAACUACCUGAGUCUGGAUUCAGCCACCGUCAAUGGACUAGACGACGCAGCAAGCUUUAGGACCGUCAGGAAUGCAAUGCAGAUUGUGGGCUUUAUGGAGGAUGAGGUGCAGUUGGUCCUAGAGCUGGUAGCAGCCGUCCUCAAACUGGGGAACAUUGAGUUCAAACCAGAGUCCAGGGUCAACGGCUUCGACGAAAGCAGGGUCAAGGACAAGAAUGACCUGAAGGAGAUGUGUGAGCUGUUGGGGAUUGAGCAGUCUGUGCUGGAGAGGGCUUUCAGCUACCGCACCGUGGAAGCCAAGAUGGAGAAGGUGUCUACCACACUCAACGUGGCCCAGGCCUACUAUGCCCGUGAUGCCCUGGCCAAAAACCUCUACAGCCGUCUGUUCAGCUGGCUGGUCACAAGGAUCAAUGAAAGCAUCAAGGCUCAGGCCAAAACACGCCACAAGGUGAUGGGAGUCCUGGACAUCUAUGGUUUUGAAAUAUUUGAGGACAACAGCUUUGAACAGUUCAUCAUCAACUACUGCAACGAGAAGCUUCAGCAGAUCUUCAUCGAACUGACGCUACGUGAAGAGCAGGAGGAGUACGUCAGAGAGGGCAUUGAAUGGACCAACAUUGAGUAUUUCAACAACGCCGUUAUCUGUGACCUCAUUGAGAAUAACCAGAAUGGUAUCCUGGCCAUGUUGGAUGAGGAAUGUCUCAGGCCAGGCACAGUGACUGAUGACACCUUCCUAGACAAGCUCAACACCAUCUGUGCUGAGCACCAGCACUUUGAGAGUCGCCUCAGCAAGAACUCCAAGUUCCUGACAGACCACAGCUUGCCUCACAGCUGCUUCCGCAUCCAACACUACGCUGGGAAAGUGCUGUACCGUGUGGAGGGGUUUGUAGACAAGAACAAUGACCUGCUGUACAGAGACCUGUCUCAGGCCAUGUACAAGGCCACCCACAGCCUGAUGAGACAGCUGUUUCCUGAGGGAAACCCUGCUAAGGUCAACCUGAAGAGACCCCCCACCGCAGGCUUCCAGUUCAAGGCCUCUGUAGGGGGACUCAUGAGGAACCUGCAGACCAAGAACCCCAACUACAUCAGGUGCAUCAAGCCCAACGAUAAGAAGGCAGCCCACAUCUUCACCGACUCACUGGUGUGUCACCAGGUGCGUUACCUGGGUCUGAUGGAGAAUGUGCGUGUGAGGAGGGCAGGCUACGCAUUCCGCCAGCCCUACGAGCCCUGUCUGGAGCGAUACAAGAUGCUCUGCAAGCAGACCUGGCCUCACUGGAGAGGACCUGCCAGGGAUGGAGUGGAGGUGCUGCUGACAGACUGUUCUGUUCCAGCUGAGGAGUUUGCAUACGGACGCUCCAAAAUCUUCAUCAGGAACCCCAGAACGCUGUUCACCCUGGAGGAGAGGAGAAGGGCGUGUCUGGAGGACCUGGCCACCCUGAUCCAGAAGAUCUACCGUGGGUGGAAGUGUCGUACUCAUUUCCUCCUGCUGAAGAAAAGCCAGGUGGUGGUAGCAGCCUGGUACCGCAGAUAUGCACAACAAAAGAAAUAUGAGAAGAUCAAGAGCGCUACACUAGUGAUGCAGUCCUUCACCAGAGGGUGGAAGGCCCGCAAGAUCUUGCGACAGCUGAAAUAUGAGAAGAGAUGCAAGGAGGCAGUGACUACCAUUGCAGCGUACUGGCACGGGACUCAGGCCCGGAUGGAGCUGCGGCGCCUAAAGACGGAGGCACGGAAUAAGCAUGCCGUGUCUGUCAUAUGGGCAUACUGGCAAGGGACCAAGGCUCGGCGAGAACUGCGGUGUCUAAAGAAGGAGGCGCGAGAAAAGCACGCUGUGUCUGUCAUUUGGGCUGGCUGGCAGGGGACCAAGGCACGCAGGGAGCUAAGGUGCCUGAAGGAGGAGGCCAGGCGUAAGCACGCCGUCGCCGUCAUUUGGGCCUACUGGCGGGGACUCCAGGUUCGCCGGGAGUACAGGAAGUUCUUUAGGGCCAACGCUGGAAAGAAGAUCUACUGCUUUAUCAUCCAGAGAAUUAUGCAGAAGUACUUCCUGGGUCUGAAGACUACCGUGCCCUCCAUGUCACCCAUAGACAACACCUGGUCGGCCCAGCCUUACAGCUUCCUGGAGGGAGCUCACACUGAGCUCAGGAGGAUCUUCCACCUCUGGAGGUGCAAGAAGCACCGGGGACAGUUCACAGAGGAGAAGAAGGCUGUGUACGAGGAGAAACUGGAGGCCAGUGAGAUCUUCAAGGACAAAAAGGCUCUGUACCCUAGCAGUGUGAGCCAGCCUUUCAAAGGAGACUAUCUAGAGAUCCAUAAGAACCCUAAGUACCAGAAGCUGAACAGUGCCGUGGAGGAAAAGGUGCUACUGGCUGACGUGGUGAACAAGAUAAACCGGGCCAACGGCAAGGGGUCACCAAGGCUCUUCUUGCUGACCAAAAGCAACUUUGUCUUAGCUGACCAGAAGACAGGCCAGGUGAAGGCCAGCGUGCCGCUGCCAGACCUCACCAGCGUGUCGGUCAGCACUCAGAGUGACGGUUUCUUCGCCCUCAAGCUCAAAGAGGGCUCUGCAUCAGCUGCCAAAGGUGACUUCCUGCUAAGCAGUGAGCAUCUUAUUGAGAUCAUCACCAAACUCCACCGCACAGGGAGCACCACUGCAGACAAGGACCAAAUCAACAUUGAUAUCUCAGAUGAGUUCCUCGUUCAGUUCAAGCAAGACAAGGUAUGUGUCAAGUUCAUCCAGGGGGGGCCUAAGAACGGCACCAGUGCUUCCUGCAAGCGCAAGAACAACCGCCUACUGGAGGUGUCUGUGCCAUCAUCGCCAUAGAGACGACACAUCCUCACUGAUAGGGUUGUCAUGACAAUUCACCAUCAGACCUAAACUCCAGCCCCACCCCCAAUGACUGUGCAAUUUACGCUACUUUUUGUUAUUUGUCAAUAUUCAUUUCCUCACUUUUCAGUUGUCCUCAAAGUACAUGUCUUCUCUAAGCUUUACUCAAUAUACAUGUAUCUACAAAUAAUUAUUCUAAACUGUUAUCUUUUUCAAUGUGUAAUUGAACAGUGUAGAUCCAUAUCCUUAUAAAUGUCAUUACUCAGACAAUAAUUCAGUGGUUUGGUGCACAAGGACCUCCCCUAUGCCCCUUAUGAAAGCUUGUGAUUGGUCAGAUGGACAGGAAGUUGUUAGAAUUGUCAGAAAGUUUCCAACCACCACAGGAAAUGAGAUGAACCCCAGGGUUCCCAAGCCUACCCUUUGCACAGUUUUUUAAAAGUUAUUUAUCUGGAUUUUGCCUAUGGAAAGGAUGAAAUGCAUUGAAAUUGAAUGAAUAGAAUGGAAGUCCCAAUUCAAUCAUUCAUCCGUUCUAUUCAUUCUAUGUGUUUCUACUUAGCCGAUAGGCGAAAUCCAAAUACCGUAGAUAACUUGUGAAAAACUGGGCCCAGAUGACUAUCCUAGAUUCCCAGAUUUAAGGCUGGUCAGUCUUUUUAGUUUUCAAUGGCCCUCUUGUGUGAAAUGUAAGGGAAAUGAGCUAUUUGCCUGGAAGGCUGCCUAGGCUAGGCUACACCAUCUCUAGCAUUCCUCCUCCCUUUGGCCUGAGUAAAUCAGUAAAAGGACGCAGCAUGUCGACAGACGGAACACAAGAUUAAGUUCUACACUCUGAUAGACGUUUUCUCAAGCACAUGCUGUUGAGAGAAACACUCACUCACUGACUAUCAUACACAUCAGCUAUACAUAAGCUAAGACGUAGACCCAGCAUGGAUAGAGUAUGUAGGGGUAAAUUAUAGUGUCCUUAUGCUAGUUCUCUUAUUGCUGUGAUGCAGAAAUAUCUAUGCUGUUUUUGCCAUCACAAUGUAGGCAGUUAAAUUUUUUGUAGCCCCAUUCUGGCUAAUAAUAAAUGCAGUGUUUUUCUUGGGACUGGCCCCAGCUGUUUUUUGAGUGCAUAUGACCACAUUCUUUAAGUUUUUUCAUAAAUCUAGCAAUCACCGCUUUACUGUCUACUCUACCUGUGCACAGACUAUACUUUAUACACACACAAGCCAAUGUCCCUGAUCUUUGAAAUUUGGAAGUCUAUUGUAAUAUGAUAUUCUUUAUCAGGAGGUUUCGUGGGAGUUUGGACUGUUGACUUCUAAGUUAAACAAUUGGGUUCUCUGGUGGUGGAGGUUGUCGCUCAGCCAAACUGCUCUAGAUCACACUCCUAUAUAUCCUGCUGGGGUAUUUUAAUUAUUUGUAAUUUCACAGAAAAACCACAGGUGGACUUUGAGGAAUGUUUUUUUCCUUGCACGGGGAGGAUGUUGUGCUAAAUCGAAUGAUGUUUGUUGCUUCUCAGUUCUGUACAGUUUGAGAUUUCAAUGCAGUUUGCUACAAGGUUAAUAACUCUCUCGCGCUUCUGUUUAUAUUUGAAGUAAAAUAUGAAAAUAGAAACGCAAAAUGAUGUAUGCAUUCUUGUUGUGUGCCUAAUGUAAGACAGAAAGAACAUGCAAGUGUUUCAAUAGUAUUCAAUGUAACACAUUUACAAGUCAUUUUUUUAAAUAAAAAAAAAGCAAUAAAUACUUUGA